AUGGCGGCCAACAUGGAGGCCUUCCGGGACGGUCUCAUCACCAAGAUAGACUCAAUCAUCGCUGAGCUGGAACCUGAUCAGAUCAGCCAUACAGAAACGCAGAUUCAGAUUGAGGCCACCGUGAUACCUCGGCGUCACACACGCCAAAUUCGUCGGAAGACCUUCGUCCUAGGGACUCUCGAUGUCGGCCAGUGGCAAUCAUCCUCGCCCAGCCGCACAUCUCAGUCCACGAGUCCGUUUCUGUCCCGAGUGACUACGUCGCCUGUUACCAGCCGACAGAGCGAAGGGAAACAGGUGCUGAUAUCGACCACGAUUCCUGGUCCCGAAGGCAACGACUCUGUCGCACCUGCUACUGCCAACGUGAACGCCAACGAAGGACGAGCUCGCCGUAAAGCCGUGGGCGGACUCCACAUCAGCGGCACCACACCGCAACGGACACCUUCGCCGGAAGGGACUCGGCAACUUCAAACAGAUCAGCGAAACUUUCCGAAACGUCGCAAGAUUGACGAUGGCCCAGCAAAGCUGCAACCAUCUACAGUGGACAAGCUCAUCGAGGGUAUCUGGGAACAGAUCCAUACACCCAACAUUCUCGUCAUCCCGCCUGAUAUCUCGGACAUCAUACGUCCUUUGCAACCUGCAGCAAACCUCUCGCUGAACUUCACAGACGUCAGCCGUCGAUGUCGUAUCUUGACCGGAAUCAGUCGGACAGCACGAUCCAUCGAAGUCAUGAUGCAGGCACAUUGGGUUGACUGCUUCUUUGCACGUAUUGACUCCAUGAAGGAGCAAAGACCAGACCUUCGUCUACACGAGCACAAGAAGCUUGUCAUGACAGAAGCAUGUGCUACUUUUGAAUGGUCUGAGAAAGACCUCCGGAAUCGCAUGGGCAUCUGGAAGGGCUACCGCGAGAUCAAAGAUGUUGCAGGUUGGACGGCACUCACGUUUGCGGGACCUGGCAUCUAUCGCUUCUGCAAGUACAGAAUGGGCUUUGACGACGAUGCGCUGGCCAAGCUGCGAUCCAUGAAAUCUCGGUUCGAAGUGGCUGCCGAUACGCUGCAGCCACAGUGGCGGCAGACACUCAGCCUUGUCGGCGUCUCUACACAGCGGACGUAUCGCGGCCAUCCUCAUGACUGGGUUGUCUCGAAGAAGAAAGAUCCCGUGCCUCUAUCUUGGACGUAUCGUCAUCAGCAACGCCCAUUCGUCUUCGAGCAGAUCCGGGCGUCGGUCGUCGAUCAAGAGAAAUGGGGCGAGUACGAUCCACGAAGGGUCGAGAGCGGACCAUUCUACCUAUGCACACUGUGUUCGAAGCCUCAAUCCGAACUCACCGAGAAGAAUGAGUGCGAGUGCUUCGCCGACCUCUUCGGUCCCAAUGCGAACGCGCUCUGCCCAGUGCAAGUCAUCAACAACGACGACGGUCGAAACAACGGCUUGAUUGCAUGCUGCACGUUCGAUCGCGGCUCGCCGAUCGGCGAGUUCGUCGGCUUGGUGACGAAAGAUCUGCAGGACGUCGAUGUGGUCCAGGGACAGGGUCUAGCUGGUGUCGACUACCAGAUCUUCCAGGGCCGAAUGGGGAACUAUACACGGUUCAUAAAUCAUAGCUGCAAUCCGAACAGUCAGCUGGAGCAGUUCACCUGGCUUGGUGUUCAAAGGACGGUUGUGGUGUCGAAGGGUGUAGCUGCGGGUAAGGAGGUUACGAUGGACUACUCGAGUCGCGUCGACGAGGACAAGAAGGUCGACAAUGCGCAAGCGUCUACCCUCAGCAGCGAGCUCCUAGGCCACAUAGGCGUCUCGUCCUUCAUCAUAGGCACUUUCUUUCCGCACAUCGCGAAAUGGCUCGCAAAGCAUCCCAGGCUCGUCCGCUGUCUAUCGGUUCCAUUCGCUCUGUGGCUGGGGUACGAAUUUCUAGUCGGCAAGGCGGCCUCUAUAUGGGCGAAUGUUAUGUCAACAUGCAUGAGCUCCGUCGACAUCGUCCCCAACGACACUGCUAUGUACAGCGGUCUCGUGACUUUCCUGGCUAGCAAGCGACUCCUCAUGAAUCAACGCUACAUGAGUGCUGUCACUCUCAACUAUUUGCGCGGCGAAGCAUCCGAUGUAGGGAUCUACGAAAGUCAAGUUGCCGCUGGCGAAGACAUCUUCAUCGAUGCAAACAAUAAUUUCCAGUUCUCCUGGCACGAGCGCCGGCUCUACUGCCUCACGAUCGAGAAAUGGCUCACUCGGCAACUGCCCCAGAGAAUGACUAUCUGGACCUUCGGGUUCUCGCCUGAUCCGAUCAUCAAGCUGCUACGUCAAGCAUACAUCGAUCGAGAGCUUAAGAACGGCAAAGUGAUGACACAGAUCAUGGCCCAAAAUUGUGGUUCAUGGUCCCAGCGCGGAACUAAACCAAUACGUCCACUCAGCAGCGUCUGUCUUGCUGAUGGCCUGAUUAAGAGUGUGAUCGACGAUGUCGCCGCAUAUCUUGACCCUGAGACAGCUCAAUGGUUCAGAUACCGCUCAAUUCCUUAUCGUCGCGGAUACCUCUUUCAUGGUCUGCCGGGCACAGGCAAGACCAGUCUUGCUAUGGCUAUCGCAGGGCGCUUUGGCAAGCAGAUCCAUGUCCUCUCACUUCUUGACCAAGGCGUUACCGACUACUAUCUGCCUUAUCUCUUCCGCUCGGUCGGCAAAGGCGACAUCAUCCUUCUAGAAGACGCGAAGCGAAAAAUCCUGCUCUCCGGACCUCCGCUGUCACACCUCUUGAAUGUUAUCGACGGCGCCAGUGCUCCAGAAGGUCAUGUCCUCAUCAUGACCACCAACGAACCAGACAGUCUCGACGACGCUCUGAUUCGUCCUGGACGAAUCGACAUGAAGGUGCCAUUCACUUGCGCUGAUCAGAGCCAGAUUCGCCGGAUCUUCCUCAACAUGUAUGCGUCAGAAAGUGCUGUGGAGGUUGCGGGAGGAAACCGCUAUACAAAUGGCAAUGGCGAGUCGAUCAUCCAAGGCACGGACGGCACAUUCGACAAACCCGCUAGCAAAACAGACUCUGGCUCCAGCACCGUUCUCGAUGAGGACGACGAAGCAGGUGCAAAGGCCGAGGACCAUCAGAACAUGCACCUCACCGAGAUUGAGCGUUUAGCUGAGCUGUUCUCUACAAAAGUGCCGGAGGGAUCUUUCACAAUGGCGCAGCUCCAGGGCUUUCUGCUCUAUCACCGGGGCCUUCCGCACCGUGCGCUUGAGGAAGUGGAACGGUGGGUGGAGAAAAGCUUACAGGAGGCGCACGUCAAGGAGCAGAUCAAGAAGUCGAAGAAUCCAGGGACGAGUCAGGGGGCGGAGGAUCAGCGUGUGGAAGCUGAGGAGAAGUCAGAGAAGGACCGACGAAGCCAAGUCCCCCACCAUCAACAGCAGACCCAGCAACCCGCACAGCAUACCACAUCGCCAACCCACCCCCACCCCCCAGUCCCCGCCUACCUCUCCACCACCACCACCAGUACCUCGCCCCUCAAAGUUGAUUCGGAGCUCUACACCAGAAUCCAGUCCUCGCCGCGUGCUUCCGCGCCAAUAACAUCAUUCACCCUCCCCAUCCGCUCCGGCCGCGCCUUCCCCGUCCCCGCCGGCCACAUCUUCCGCAUCAGCACCCCCGAGGGCCCGCAAGUUGGCGAUCUCAACAUCUGGAGCUUACACAACCCGCGCGAGCGGUUUUGGGCGAGCCGGACACGACAAUUGCAUGCUAGUCACCUGACCACAGGGGAUCGACUAUGGUCGAACCUGCCGUACUUGCGUCCGCUGGCGACGAUCAUCGCGGAUUCGUUGGGGUGGUACGGCGACGACGGCAGCGGGACUGGGCAGGAGGAGGACGGCAAGAGGGGCUUUGGCGGGCGAUGUCACGAUUUACUCGGCACGCGAUGCGAUCCGUACGUCAAUGUGCUUCUGAGCGGCGAAGCCGGUAGCUAUGACUAUCACUGCCACUCGAAUCUUACGCGGGCGGUGCUUCCCUUCGGCCUCAACGAGAGCGACGUGCACGACGUGCUGAAUAUAUUCCAGAUCACGGGGUUGAAUAGCGAGGGGAGGUAUUUCAUGCAGCCUAGUCCCGCGCAGAGGGGGGAUUAUAUUGAGUUCUUGGCGGAGACGGAUCUGUUGGUUGCGUUGAGUACGUGUCCUGGUGGGGAUUUGAGUGUGUGGGGAUUCGGACAGGAUGAGGCCAUGCGGGAGAUUUGUCGGCCGUUGAAGGUGGAAGUGUGGGCGUUGGAAGAUGGGGGUUUUUUGGAGAGGGAGGGCUGGAGGGAGAGUCGGGUUGUUAGGGGGUAUAAGGGGAAUCAUGGGAUGAGUGUGCCCUUAGGUGAGUCUCAAGCAUCGACGAGGGCUGUAUGA
Messenger RNA from Cyphellophora attinorum, 4338 nucleotides. Its product is annotated as SET domain-containing protein. The transcript is spliced from 7 exons. Gene Ontology annotation, molecular function: ATP binding; ATP hydrolysis activity; protein binding. Bases 1 to 4338 code for a protein of 1445 amino acids. The record is from RefSeq and is a predicted model, not a curated record. Lineage: Eukaryota; Fungi; Ascomycota; Eurotiomycetes; Chaetothyriales; Cyphellophoraceae.